Messenger RNA from Carassius auratus (goldfish), 526 nucleotides. RefSeq names its product hypocretin (orexin) neuropeptide precursor (gene hcrt). Gene Ontology annotation, cellular component: perinuclear region of cytoplasm. Gene Ontology annotation, biological process: positive regulation of transmission of nerve impulse; regulation of neurotransmitter secretion; neuropeptide signaling pathway. Lineage: Eukaryota; Metazoa; Chordata; Actinopteri; Cypriniformes; Cyprinidae. Gene Ontology annotation, molecular function: neuropeptide hormone activity; type 2 orexin receptor binding; type 1 orexin receptor binding. The transcript is spliced from 2 exons. Bases 19 to 450 code for a protein of 143 amino acids. The record is from RefSeq and is a predicted model, not a curated record.
UUGAAGUCCAUCAGAUACAUGGCAUUUGUCCACAACAAGACCGGGGCAGCAUCCAGAAGCAUGGACUGCACAGCCAAGAGAGUUCAGCUGCUCCUCUUCAUGGCGCUGCUGGCGCACCUGGCGCGGGACGCGGAGGGCGUGGCCACCUGCUGCUCGAGCGCGUCAAGGUCCUGCAAAUUAUACGAGAUUCUGUGCCGCGCGGGACGCCGAAACGACACGUCCAUCGCCAGGCAUAUCGGCCGCUUUAAUAACGACGCGGCAGUCGGGAUCCUAACGCUUGGCAAGCGUAAAGUGGGCGAGAGACGCGUCCAGGACCGGCUGCAGCAGCUGCUGCACGGCUCGCGGAAUCAGGCCGCGGGAAUCCUGACGGUGGGAAAGAGACUCGAGGACCCGCUGCAUUAUCUGAUGCCCAGGCCACCGGAGGAUCUGGACGCUUAUGAAACACGAUGACACGUGUUGUUAAAACCACCGCAGAGCUGCUCAUUGUUGACAUUAAUUUGUAGUCCACUACAGAAAGCUAAUUCUU